AUGGCGGUCUUGACGGCCUUCCCGUCUCUCGAUGCCACACUCCGUUUCUUCUGCCUCCCUUAUUUGCCGUUGUAUUCGUUCGUUUGUUUGUCCACGAUCAAUAGCACCAAACACAUGUCCGAGUUCCUAACCACAGACGUCUUGGACGCGCUCCUUUCGGCGUCCCACGUCGAGCGACAGGCGGCGGAAGCCGUACUCCGGAACUGGACGGUGGAUCAGCGCAUUCGUGCCUUGCUACAGGCCUUGACGCAGCAGCCUUCAACGAACUUGCCACAAUCACAGGCAAUUGCCGUACGGGAACCGGUGUCGCGUACGGAACACCACCAACAAUUGCUCGCCGUCUUGUUGCGCCGGGAGAUUCAGCAAUCGUCGCACGUGGCGCUCCUGCACGACGCGAUGGAACCUCUCCUCCAGCGGAUUGUAACACACUCCGAUUCUCCCGGUGUUAGUACCAAUGUGGUGGGAGACUGUGUGGCCGAAAUUGUUUCCGUUACGGCGGCACUGGCCUCCCACGACGAUGGCGUCCGUCUCGUACGCCGUAUCCUGUCCUCCGUGGCCGAGCCGGCAUCCCACGCCGACCUUUCCUCAUUGAAACUCUUGGUUGCCGUGGCGGAACGGGCACCGACCGUCUUUGCACCCGCCGUGGCCGAUGACGUUUCGACUCUGGUUUCAACCGCACUCCGUCACGCGAUCCAUACCGGCCCUCCAACGGCCUCCCAGGUUCAACACCCUGGCAACGUCAUCCGCAUCCUCACCGACCUCGUCGUCGCCACCGCCCGGGCUCACGAAUCUGUACACAGUUACGGUGACAGUAGUGGUACCACCCUCGAUCCCAACACUCGGUCGAGUCAACUCGGCCGUACCUGUCUCGUACCGCUCCUCGAAACUAUACGACACGUACACGAUCGGGACGUCGUCUCCAAACUGUUGCAAGCCUUGACCUCGGCGGCGGAACACGUUCCCGCGCUCCUGGCCGGAUCGCCGCACACCCUACCAAUACUCGUCACCGUACUCAGCGAUGUCGCACACGAUGCCACCGACACGGAUGUCGAUCUACAACUCCAAGCCGUACAAGUACUGGCCUCGCUCGUUGAACACCACAACGUCAAACAUCAUCGCCUGACCCCCCAACUCGUUCAAGCCAUACUCCAAGGCACCAACGGUAAGCACGGAGUUGUCCAACUCUGUCUACACGCCAUGGUACACGGCACCGACGACGAUUGGGACGACGAACCCCUCGUCUGGCACCAAUAUAGCAAUGACAACGCCUCCGAUGAAACGGCCGCCUUUGCCCAGGAACUCCUUCACACCGUACUACAGGCACUCGGUAAACUCGCUUUGGACGUCGUCCUUCCCAGUGUGGAACGCUUAUGUUCGUCUCCCGAACCCACCGCCGUCCGCGCGGGACUGGCCGCACUCCAAGUCGCCGUCCAAGCCGCUCCCGUCAGCAUUCAACCCCAUUUGCCCGUCGUCGGCCGCGCCGCCUUGACCUGGGCUGCACCGACCCACCAUUCUUUCCGAGUCCAGUUCCAAGCCACACAACUGGCCGGCGUCUUGUGUGAACUCCCCGGUGACGCUACCGUACGUACACUGUACGGACCGCAACUCCUGCAAGCGCUAGCCGUCGCCACCGGCAGUCCCUGUCCCCACGUAGCCGCCGUCGCCUCCACCGCCAUUGUUUCCUACUGCCGCGGCGACGGCAUCACCGAGGUAGACGCUGCACAAUUCGUCGUACCGUAUCUAACUGACGUACUGCACGCCCUCGUUCACGGUCCCCUGUCGCUCUCCCGAACCGACCGCAGCCAGGUAGUGGUCGUGAUUCGUGCCGUCGGUGCCUGGCCUGCCUGGCGCAAGCUUCCGGUCCCGCCUUUGCCCCCUAUUACUCCCACGUCGUUCCUGGAUGCCGCAACCGGUAAUCCCGAACUCGCCCACUUGCGUGGUGCCGCGCUCGAGGCCGCUACCAUCAUCGGGCAGGCCUUGGGUGACACACACCGGGAACUCUUCGUCGCCGAUGCCGUAAACAUGAUGGACUGGGCGGUGCCUUACUUGAACUCCGGGGCGACCCACGUACCACUCGAACAGCUCUUGUCAGCCUGUGCCCGCGUCGCUUCGGUCCUCGGUGAAGACUACGCUCCCUACGCGGGAGUCGUACUACCGCAUUUGAUGCAACGCGCCACCGCAGCCGCGGAUAUGGAAGUCACUGAAGGCGACCAGGCCGGAUGGGACGCCACCCAACGACAACAAGUCGUCCGGGAUGAUGAACAAGGCACCGAGAGUAUGACCAUUGCCAUACCCGGUCGUGGCCUGGCGAAAGUCACCGUCAACACAACCAGAAUUCAGGAAAAAGCCCAGGCCGUUCGCGCCAUCUACGAGCACGCGGUUGCUCUGGGUGCCGCCUUUCCGCAAUCCGAAGCGUGUCUGGACGCAUUUCUAGAGUUGGUGCGCUUCCCGUACUCGGCUGAGAUUCGGGCCGUGUCGGCGCAAACCCUAGCAGCCAUUUACGAAGCUUCCUGCGCCCAUGGCGAAGACGGGGGUAUGCGUGUUCCAGCAACGUACCUUCCACUCAUAGCCCAAGGAAUUGCCACACAAAUCUACGAGCAGGAUGAGGCCGAUAUGGACGCGCUCUACGCCAUGGCAGAUUCCCUCAGCGAGAUCUACUAUAGUAUCUAUCGCAGGCUCGCCAAGUUUGGACCAGUGUUGCUAGAGAAGUUUACCGUGGGUACGGCGUCAGCAACGGUACAGUUGUUCAUGCAAGCUAUGGUGGCUUGUUUAGAACGACGACGCGAAACGGCUGAUAUUCUUUCCGGGAGCCCACAAUCUCCGCUCGGCGAAGAUGAACACGCCGAAUACGCAGAGUUGUUGCGGCUAGAGGAAACACUCUUGACGCCCCUCGUCGAUGCAGUUGGAUACACGCUAAAAUUCCUGCGCCACGAGUUCCUCCCGAUUUUCGAGGCGCACGUACUCCCCGUGCUCGGUCCGUACCUGUCGACCGGCAACGACAUUCGCGCACGGCUCGCGACCGUUUGUCUCUUUGACGACUGUGUAGAAUAUUGCGGUGCCGCAGCCGCCGCCAAGUUCGCUCCCAUGCUUAUGGAGGGAGCCUUGUUGGGUAUGAACGAUGCUAGUAAUGGGCAGGACGAAGAGCUCCUGAGGGCGGCCAUUUAUGGAAUUGCACAAAUUGCCCGCUACGCUCCGAGUUCCGUACUAGCACCUCACGCCCACAGUCUUGUACAGCAUUUAGCAACCAUCUCCAGUCAGCCCAAGGAUGAAGCCGACAAUGUGGCUAUUCACGAGAAUGCUGUGUCGACGCUAGCGUCACUCGUUCUGAUCGGCAACGCUCCUUUCCGAGGAUCCGCGUUUGUCAAGCCGGAGACGGCCCUUCACAUUUUUCUCGCGAAUUUGCCGUUGCGCGAGGAUGCAGACGAAGCCAAAAUUUGUCACAGCGGAUUGUGUGAUCUAGUCGAGCGUAAUACGAUCGACGUGACAGAGACCUGUCAGGAACUAAUUCGCAUCAUCGGUGAGAUACUGGUUUAUGUGGACGACGAGGAGGAUCUUGCAAGUCCCGAAACGCUCCUGCGCAGUGUUGGUAUCUUAUUUCGCAUGCAAAAGGAAGUCCAUGGCGACGCAAUGCAACGGGCAUUCGCGUCAAUUCCGGAUGAGGCACAGGCGGCGAUUAAUAACGCCAUGCAGCAACAUUCCCGUCAAUUCAACUGUGUCGUGACACCGUAA
Messenger RNA from Phaeodactylum tricornutum CCAP 1055/1, 3729 nucleotides. RefSeq lists its product with no specific name. Gene Ontology annotation, molecular function: nuclear import signal receptor activity. Lineage: Eukaryota; Bacillariophyta; Bacillariophyceae; Surirellales; Neidiaceae. Gene Ontology annotation, biological process: protein import into nucleus. The record is from RefSeq and is a predicted model, not a curated record. The coding region runs from base 1 to 3729 and encodes 1242 amino acids. The transcript is spliced from 3 exons. Gene Ontology annotation, cellular component: cytoplasm; nucleus.